AUGAGUUCGAUUGCCAGAGAGAUCCAACCUAUGAUUGAAAGCAUUCCAGAGAUGCCAAUUCAUGCAAUUCAAAGUCAACUUCUUAGGAAUCAUCAGCUAGAAACAUCACUACAUAAGGUCAUCAGAGCCAAGAGGAUAGCAACUACCAGGAUUUAUGGUGAUUACCAAGAACAGUAUGGUCUGCCAAGGUCGUACUGUGAUGAACUACUGAAAGCCAACCCAGGUAGUCCUACAAGGCAGUUUCGCAGGAUUUAUGUCUGUUUUACCUCUGUGAUGAGAGGAUUUAAGAUGAUUGGAAGACUGUUGCUGGGUGUCGAUGGUUGUUUUAUGAAAGGACCAUUUCUUGGACAGAUCUUGAGUGCUGUUGGUAUAGAUGGGAACAAUAGCAUAUAUCCAGAAUAUUUGCAAUUUGUAUUACAGGGUCUGAUUCCAGCUACGCUAGCUGUUUUUCCUAAUGGUGAGCAAAGAUUUUGUUUGAGGCACAUCCAUGAGAACAUGAAAUCCAAGUGGCGUGGAGAUGUUUAUAAGAAUUUGCUUUGGUCAGCCGGAAGGAAGACAUCCAUUCCAUAUUUUAACAAAGCUAUGGAAGAAAUUAAGACAAUAGAACGAGCUAUGUAUGCCUGGCUGAAUGAGAUCCCAUACACCGCUUGGUCAAGAGCAUAUUUUUCUGGAAGAGCUAAACGUGAUAUGUUGCUGAACAACAUAUGUGAGGUUUUCAACAGACAAAUCAUAGGAGCAUGGGACAAGCCGAUUAUCACAUGCUUAGAAUUCAAUAGGGAGUACAUAACCAAGAGGAUAGUGAAUGUAAAGAAAUUGCAGGCAAAGUGUAUGGGGCCACUGAUACCACAUGCCACUGAGGUCUUCGAUAAGAUCAAGAAACAUGCAUCUGUAAUGUCUGUUUUAAUGGUUGAUACAGACAAGUAUCAAGUAACAGGUCCAAGAUCACAGUGUGUUGUGAAUAUUAAACAUAAAACUUAUGCAUGCAGGAAGUGGGAUUUGACAGGGAUGCCUUGCAAACAUGCAGUUGCAGCCAUAUGGGAUAUGUCAAGGAAUAGCAUUAAUGCUGGUAUACCAGAAGAGUGGGUUUCUGAUGUGUAUUGGUUGUCAACAUGGAAGAAUGUUUAUGAGAAUGUGAUAGAGCCAAUCAAUGGGCCGAAUAUGUGGACUCCUUCACAUUGUCCAACAACACUCAUCCCACCAAAGCAUCAUACACAAGUUAGAAGGCCAAAGAAGAAACAAAAGAAGGCAUUUGGUGAAAAAGAGCUUGAGAAGGAGUUCGACAAAGGAGGUAAACGACCAGAAAGGGAACCACCACCAAGUGUGGUAAAUGUGGAAACCUGGGUCACAAUGUCAGGAGCUGGAAAGGACAAGGGGGUGAACAAUCCACUGCUUCAUAGGAAUGACACACUGCCAGUCAAGGUGCCCCAAUUGACAAUCUUUAUAAGUGACGGAAGUUUUUGUGGUUUGUAG
Helianthus annuus (common sunflower) is the source of this 1470-nucleotide messenger RNA. RefSeq lists its product as uncharacterized. Gene Ontology annotation, molecular function: zinc ion binding. Lineage: Eukaryota; Viridiplantae; Streptophyta; Magnoliopsida; Asterales; Asteraceae. The transcript is spliced from 2 exons. Bases 1 to 1470 code for a protein of 489 amino acids. The record is from RefSeq and is a predicted model, not a curated record.